UUAAGAUGGUAACUUUUUUUUUUAAAUCAACAACAAAAUCAUUUGUGACCCCUCUGGCCCUUUUUUAUUUUUAUGGAACUACAUUUCCAAAGGGUGUCUAUAGAAAACGAAACCAGGUUUGUUACUAAUACCAGAAGAUGUCAAGGCACAUUUUAUGAAAAAUGUUUGCACAUCACCACAUUUUUUGGUCUAUCUGAAAGAUUUACUGCAACCAGGUAAGAGGAUUUAGGAUUAUGUUGCAGUGGCCGACACUUUGGGCCUUGAGCUCAAAGGAGUACCACUGUUUCACAUUUUCACAUCUGGAUUUUACACAGACCAGUGCCUCUGAGUGUGAAUUGGUUUCCAAACAGUCCAGGAUAUCGAUCUAAUAGAGUAAGCUCAGCGUGCAAGAAUAGCCUUAAAAUUGCUUUUGAUGAAAUGUGAAAAGGUUUGUCUGAUCCCAUAUGAGAAGGUCACAGAUCUCCACACCAUCAUGCACAAAGUCUCAACUGGCCUGGUCAUUUAACCACUAAUGGCAUGCCCGUAGGGGCCGAACUAACUAGUUCAGAAAGGAGCAGGGUGAUUGGAAGACAGAAUUAAUGAAUGCAAAUAAGCGUAGCGUUCUGAAAAGCCAUCAGUUGUUGACAGUCAUUAAGAUAUGCUUUCCCCGCAAGGGAACAGGAAUGAUCGAAAUAAUCUGGCAGUCUUGAAGUCGUCAUCACAGCCUCCGCAAACAUGUUCCAGUCACAUCACAUUUACUUCUCUUUCACACAUUCUUUUUCUCAUCUGUCAGGAGCUCACACCCUUUUGAUAGAUGCGAAAAGCAUACUGCAAUUCUCUCACCAUCUUUAAUUAUAUUAAUAUUCUAAUCAGUCUCUCAUUUCAUCUGCCAUCUUCAAUUGCAAUGUUAGACCAAUAAUUUAUGAGUCGCACUGACUUGGCUUGACAGCAAACUAAUGUCUUCGCUAAUAACUCCUACUGUUUAUAUGUCUCUCCCCAAGUAACAAUCCUGCUCACCGCUACUACCUGACAACAGAUCCCAUGACGGGGCGGCUAUAUGUGUCCGACACCAACUCCAGACGCAUCUAUAGCCCACAGGGGCUUCCGGCCAGAUCAGAGCCGCAGCAGAAUGUGGAGGUGGUGGCGGGAACAGGAGAUCACUGUCUUCCCUUUGAUGAAACUCAGUGUGGAGAUGGAGGACCAGCCACCGAGGCUCUCCUCACAGGACCCAAAGGGAUCACUGUUGACAAGAACGGACUGAUCUACUUUGUGGAUGGGACCGUAAUCCGGAAGGUGGAUCAGAAUGGCAUCAUCUCCACCUUACUGGGGUCCAAUGACCUUGCCUCUGCUCGACCUCUGAGCUGUGACUCAGUUAUGGACAUCCAUCAGGUGUCUUUAGAAUGGCCGACAGAUCUGGCUGUUAGUCCGAUGGAUAACUCAUUGUUUGUGCUGGACGGCGGUGUAGUUUUGCGGAUCACUGAGGAGGGGCAGGUCAGUGUGGCAGCAGGCAGACCCCUUCACUGCCCCAUGGCUUCUACAGACAUCUUGGUGACAGAAACACAGCAAGCCACGCAAACCCAUCUGGAAUCCCCAAGCGCCAUCACUGUCUCCUUCAAUGGAGUGCUGCACAUCGCAGAGACAGACGAGAGGAAGAUGAGCCGCAUACGCAGCGUGGCAGCAGAUGGCGAGAUCACUCACCUGGCUGGGGCGCCUUCAGAUUGCGACUGCAAGACCGAUGUCAACUGUGAUUGUUACCUUACAGGAGACGGCUUCGCUAAAGAUGCUCGGCUGAAUGGGCCGUCCUCUCUCGCGGCAGCUCCGGAUGGAACCCUGUAUGUAGCUGACCUGGGAAACGUUCGCAUUCGAGCGAUUGGAAAAAACAAGCCUGCACUUAACAGUAUGGGCUUGUAUGAAGUGGCAUCGUCCAUGGAGCAGGAAGUAUACAUGUUUGACAGUAAUGGCACACACCAGCACACGGCCAAACUGAUCACAGGAGACUUCAAAUACAACUUCAGCUAUAGCAAUGAAGGAGAUCUGACCUCAGUGGCCGACAGUUAUGGGAACACGCUACGGAUUCGCCGGGAUGCCAGCCGCCUUCCUGUCCGCAUCGUUGCACCUGACAACCAGGUUAUUUGGCUAACUGUAGGCUCGAGUGGUGGGCUGAAGACCCUUGGCACACAGGGGCGUGAACAGGUGCUGCUAACUUACCAUGGCAACAGUGGUCUACUGGCAACCAAGAGCACUGCCAAUGGAUGGACAACAUUCUAUGACUAUGACACAGAGGGACGACUGACCAAUGUAACUUUUCCUACUGGUGUGGUUACCAGCCUGGCCUAUGACAUGGAUACUGUCUCUACAGUAGAAAGAGAAAGUUCUGAACGAGAUGAAGCUGCAAUCAUAACUACAAACCAGUCAGCAAUUCAAAAUGUCCUCACAUUACAUCAAGAUCAGCUGAAGAACAACUAUGUGAUUGGUUAUGACCAUUCCUUGUGGAUUCUGUAUGCCAACGGAAUGAACACUCACUACCAGACGGAACCACACAUUCUGGCUGGUGCAUCCUCCCCUACGCUGGCACGAAGAAAUAUGACCCUACCUGAUGACAGUGGGCAAAACUUGGUUGAAUGGCGCUUUCGUAAAGAGCAGACAAGGACGAAGGUCACUGUGUUUGGACGCAAGUUACGAGUAAAUGGACGGAACAUUUUGUCUGUUGAUUAUGACCGAGCGCUGAGGAUUGAAAAGAUCUAUGAUGAUCACCGUAAAUUCCUUCUGAAGAUUGGUUAUGACACAGCAGGUCAGCCCACUCUCUGGAUGCCAAGUAGCAAGCUGCUGCCUGUCAACCUUACUCGCAAUAGCAAUGGGCAGUUGAGUGCCAUACACUGGGGCUCUGUCUCAGAGAGGGCCGAGUAUGAUGGACAAGGCCGUCUGCUUUCCAGAACAUUUCCCGAUGGGAAGACCUGGCGCUACACAUAUCUGGAGAAGUCCACUGUCCUGAUACUUGCAAGUCAGCGGCAGUAUGUCUUUGAAUUUGACCCUCAGGGAGGUCUUUCAGCAGUCACUAUGCCUAGUGUGGCACGAUACACUAUGGAGACCAUACGCUCGGUGUCUUACUACCGCAACCUUUACCAUAUGCCUGAGAGCAACGCUUCCGUCGCUGUAGACUACAGUGAGGAUGGCAGGCUCCUGAGAGUGGCACAGCUGGGCACAGGACGGAGAGUCCUUUACCGGUACCGCUGGCACAACAAACUCUCAGAGGUUCUGUACGAUAGCACUCGCGUCAGCUUCACCUAUGAUGAGACAGCAGGUGUGCUGAAGACGGUCAAUCUGCAGAGUGAGGGUUUUAUAUGCACCAUUAGAUACAGGCAGCUUGGCCCACUGGUAGACCGACAGAUCUACCGCUUCAGUGAGGACGGAAUGGUAAAUGCUCGCUUUGACUACGCUUAUGACAGUAGUCUGCGUGUGACGAGUAUUCAGGGGGUCAUCAAUGAAACCCCACUGCCUAUUGACCUUUAUCAGUAUGAUGACAUCUCAGGGAAAGUGGAGCAGUUCGGCAAAUUUGGCGUCAUCUAUUAUGACAUCAACCAGAUCAUCUCUACCUCUGUCAUGACUUACACCAAACACUUUGACGGACAUGGUCGGGUUCGAGAGAUUCAGUAUGAAUUAUUCCGGUCUCUGCUCUUCUGGAUCACGGUCCAGUAUGACGAUAUGGGCAGAGUAACCAAGCGGGAAAUGAAGAUUGGCUCGUUUGCUAAUGCUACCAAGUACAGUUAUGAAUAUGAUGUGGACGGGCAGUUGCAGACAGUCUACCUCAAUGAGAAAAUGACAUGGCGCUACAGCUAUGACUUAAACGGGAACAUACACCUGCUGAGUCCAGCAAACAGCGCACGAAUCAUGCCCCUCCGUUAUGACCUGCGAGACCGUAUAACUCGUCUUGGAGAUCUGCAGUACGAGUUGGACGAAGAUGGGUUUCUUUGCCAGAGAGGCUCUGAGAUCUUCCAGUACAACUCCAAUGGCCACCUAGAAUGUGUCUACAGUAAAUCCAACGGCUGGUCUGUCCAGUACCGUUACGAUGGUUUGGGAAGAAGAGUAUCAACAAAGUCCAGCAUAGGACAACACCUGCAGUUCUUUUAUGCUGAUCUGAGCUACCCAAGCAGGAUAACACAUGUCUACAACCAUUCCAGCUCUCAGAUUACCUCUCUAUACUAUGACCUGCAGGGACACUUGUUUGCAAUGGAGAUCAGCAGUGGAGCAGAGUUCUACAUCGCUUGUGAUAACAUAGGAUCACCACUGGCUGUCUUUGGCAGUGAUGGUACCCUGCUCAAGCAGAUUCAUUAUACAGCCUAUGGCGAGGUCUACUCGGACUCCAAUCCUGACAUUCAGCUGGUGAUUGGGUUUCAUGGAGGACUUUAUGAACCUCUAACAAAACUGCUUCAUUUUGGAGUGAGGGAUUAUGACAUCAUGUCAGGUCGCUGGACUGCACCUGACUUCAUGCAGUGGGAGAAAAUAAUCAAGAACCCAGGCCCUUUCAAUCUCUACAUGUUCCGAAACAACAACCCAAUAAGUAAAGUGCAGAAAGUUAGAGACUACUUAACAGAUGUGAACACCUGGCUGGUCACAUUUGGAUUCCAUCUCCAUAAUAGUAUCCCUGGUUUCCCUAUCCCCAUUUCUGAGAUGACACAAGCCUCUUAUGAACUGGCCAAAAGUCAAGUGUGGGACGACCUGACAGCCAGCUUUGCAGUCCAGCAGCACGUCAUCCGACAAGCUGAAGCAUUUCUAUCAUUUGGGGAUCUGCCACAGGUUGAGUUCGGCCCUAGCCACAGGGCUGAUAAACCCUGGCUGUGGUUUGCCUCAAGUGAUUCUUUGAUAGGUCGUGGGAUCAUGCUGGCCCUUUACAAGGGUAUCGUGAUAACUCGCGCACUAAGCCUGGCUAAUGAGGAUUGCGUCAAGGUUGCCAACAUCCUCAAUGGCGCACUUUACUUGAAAGACCUGCACUUUAUUUUGGAUGGCAGAGACACACACUUCUUUGUGAAAAUGAAUUCUCCUGAAGCAGACCUGGCAGCGCUGCGGCUUACUAGCGGACGGAAAGAACUUGAGAAUGCGGUGAACGUGACGGUGUCGCAGUCCACAGCUGUGCUAGGUGGCCGCACCCGGCGCUUCGCAGAUGUGGAGUUUCAGAGGGGGGCUCUCACCCUGCACGUGCGCUACGGGGCGUCUCUGGAUGAGGAACGAGUGCGUGUUUUAGAGCUGGCCCGACAGAGGGCUCUCGCCAUCUCGUGGUCACGUGAGCAGCAGCGGGUCCGGAACGGAGAGGAAGGAUCCCGCCUAUGGACUGAGGGAGAGAGGAGGCAGCUUCUCAGCAGCGGACGAGUGCAAGGCUACGAUGGAUACUAUGUGCUGUCGGUAGAGCAGUAUCCUGAACUAGCCGACAGCGUCAGCAACAUUCAGUUCCUCAGACAAAAUGAGAUUGGCAAAAGGUAGUGAACAGACCAUUAUUAGCCACUUACAUACAUGCAAUUUGUUAUAGGAGAAUAAGUUAAGCGGACACAUUUAUUUCAUUCUCAGUUUGUAAAAAUGCUACUACUCCUAGUCAAAUAAGAAGUGUACUACCUAGGGGAAAAAAAAGAGUAUUAAAACAACGCUGUGCGUUGUGAAACAUUGUGUUUUCUCAAGACCUAUUUAAGGCCUUAGCAAGGUUACAAUUGUGGAGCACAAUGAAUUUAUGAACUUUGCAUCAAGAGACAGGCCAGAUUCAUAAAGCUGUUGAUAUCUUUAUUUAACUAUUUAUUAUUAAUUUUUACAAGCACUAUUCAAAUAUGUCCCUACAGAGAAAAAUGGCAUACCUUUUGGAAAAUGAAAAAUGUUUACAUAUGCAUAUCACUAUACCACUGCAAAAAUACCAUGUGAUGUCAGGUGGGUUAUUGUAGCCAGCUAUACACUGUAAUAUUUUUAUAUUUAUUCAGAUUUGUCUCUUUUUCCUGUAAACUCCUGUUCAUGAAUAUCAUAAUAGAAAAAAAAAAUAUGUUGUUGGCAAUCAUGCCCUGCAAUGAUAACAAUCCUAAAAUAUUUUUAUUUAGGUCUGAUUCUAAAUUUUAGUUACAAACAAAAAGUGUUUUAUAAACAUUUGACACUUGAUUUACAGCCAUCUUACGUCAUACUUUGACUGAAUAAACUGUACAUAUAAUGAAUAAAAUGGCAACACAGCACAGAAAAUAUGUAAAUGUCUAUUUAUGUAAAUGUGCGUUUACCUGCAUAUUUUUUUAAAUUAAAAGCAAUUAUCUGCUCAUUUGGUUACAGGUAA
This is a messenger RNA of Carassius auratus (goldfish), 6274 nucleotides long. Its product is annotated as teneurin-3-like. Gene Ontology annotation, cellular component: neuron projection. The transcript is spliced from 9 exons. The coding region runs from base 1021 to 5454 and encodes 1477 amino acids. Lineage: Eukaryota; Metazoa; Chordata; Actinopteri; Cypriniformes; Cyprinidae. The record is from RefSeq and is a predicted model, not a curated record. Gene Ontology annotation, molecular function: protein homodimerization activity; cell adhesion molecule binding; protein heterodimerization activity. Gene Ontology annotation, biological process: heterophilic cell-cell adhesion; neuron development.